GUUUACAAACUUAGAAUGCAAGAAAUCAAGUUGCAAUGAGCUAGAAGAUUACCAUUUCCUUCUAUGCCCUGUUUUUACCCUUUUGUGAACUCAUCUUUUUUUAAUGAGCUCUUGGUUUUCUAUUGUAUCGAUGUUUUAAGGCACUGAGUUAAUAGUCAAGAAAGUUUAAAAGCGUUUAGCUAAUAGUUUUGUGGAAACUUUUAUCUAAUUCUGAUUCAUCUGCAAUCAAUCAACUGGUUGUUCCGUUGAAUUAUUUUAUUCGCAUACUAUUGCUUGCAGGACAACAGUUGCAUGUUGCCUCCUAGAUGCUUCAAUCAAAUCUAGAUUUCUAAAAUUGUUAGCAGAUAAGAAAUUUGUUCCUUCCAUCAGAUCAUCUUGCUUAAAUAAUUGUUUUCAUGGUAAAUAUUAAACUGAACUUCUGCAACUGACUGUUCUCUAGCAUUUCUCUCUUAAAGGUAGGUACUGCUUCUUGCAAGUUUGUGAUUUACUCGAGCCUUUAUUUUGUUGGUAAAUACAUAAACAAUGGCCAUUGAUGAGGAUUGGGAUGCUUUAGAAUUAUGGUUUAAUCAUUUGUCUAUGUAUUUGGACUUGAAAAUUUUUAUGGUGGAUCUUCAUGGAAUUGCUAUAUUUGGUGAUAGAAGAGUAUUUCUAUGCCUCUUUCCAACCAAAAAAAGGAACAUAAAUCUCGGUAAAGAAAAACAAGUCUACAGAUCAACUGAUGGAAGGACUCGGUUCUUCUUUAUCUGCACCAAACUUAAAUGAUUUUAUUUUUUAGUUUAUCUUGCUCUAAGGGCCAUUGGUUUUAGGUUGGUAAAUUCAGCAUUUGCCUAAACUUGCCAUUGUGCAGUGAGUGUAGUGGGGCUGUCAACAAGUGGAUUCCUGUGAACCAAUAUUGAGGUCCAAAGGAUGAGCUGUGAGCUGUGCAUAGCGCAAGCAAGCGAAGCUUAUAAACCUUUAUUGCUAAAUGAGCCCUCUCCAACUUAAUUGGAUAUCAGUAUGCAGAUGUGCGUUCUUAUAUUUGUGGGAACAAAUGGUGAGACUUACUUCAACACAGUUGCUCUGGUUUCCUGCGUGCAAAACUUUCCAAAAAGUCGGGGUCCUGUGGUUGGAAUUCUAAAGGGCUUUGCUGGAUUGGGAGGAGCAAUUUUGACUCAGAUAUAUGCAAUGAUUCAUUCCCCUGAUCAUGCAUCUCUGAUUUUCAUGGUUGCAGUCGGUCCAGCAAUGGUAGUUAUUGCUGUAAUGUUUAUUGUCAGACCUGUUGGAGGUCACAGACAAGUCCAGUCAACUGAUGGCAUAAGUUUCACAUUUAUCUAUAGUGUGUGCCUCCUAUUGGCUGCUUAUUUGAUGGGAGUCAUGCUUGUUGAAGACCUGGUCGAUUUGAACCAUACAGUGAUCACAAUUUUUACGAUAAUUUUAUUUAUCCUUCUUCUGAUUCCAAUUGUGAUUCCCAUGUCAUUGAGUUUUUGCAUAGAGCCAAGAGCUCCAGAAGAAGAGCCACUCCUGCCUGAGCCACAGAAACAAGAACCUGACAGCGUUCAGCAGGAUUCUAGUGAGGUUAUAUUCAGUGAGGUGGAAGAUGAGAAGCCUAAGGAAGUGGACUUGCUUCCAGCAUCAGAGAGGCGAAAGCGAAUUGCACAAUUGCAAACAAAACUAUUCCAGGCAGCUGCAGAGGGAGCGGUGAGGGUCAGGAGGAGGAGGGGUCCGCAUAGAGGGGAGGACUUCACCCUGAUGCAAGCUUUAAUUAAAGCAGACUUUUGGCUUAUAUUUUUCUCACUUCUAUUGGGCUCUGGAUCUGGGUUGACAGUGAUUGAUAAUCUGGGUCAGAUGAGCCAGUCUCUAGGGUAUGAUAACACCCAUAUAUUUGUGUCCAUGAUCAGCAUUUGGAACUUUCUUGGUCGUAUUGGUGGUGGUUACUUCUCUGAGAUUAUUGUGAGGGACCAUGCUUAUCCUAGACCAGUGGCAAUGGCUGUGGCCCAACUCAUUAUGGCAGUUGGGCAUCUUUUCUUUGCUAUUGGGUGGCCUGGGGAAAUGUACAUUGGCACACUGUUGAUUGGACUUGGCUAUGGGGCUCACUGGGCGAUUGUGCCGGCAGCUGCAUCCGAGUUAUUUGGUUUGAAAAAAUUUGGGGCUUUGUACAAUUUUCUCACACUGGCAAAUCCUGCAGGUUCUUUAGUCUUCUCUGGUGUAAUUGCUAGCAGUAUAUAUGACCAUGAAGCAGAGAAGCAAGCUCAUCGACACCAUCAACAGCAUCAGAAUUGGGGAUCAAUUUUCUCAGCCAUGUUUGGUGGUGUGGAUGAAGCUCAGAAGUGUGAAGGUGCCAUAUGCUUCUUUCUAACUUCACUGAUAAUGUCUGGAUUCUGCGUUAUUGCCUUUGUAUUAAGCAUGAUUCUUGUUUAUCGGACCAAGAUUGUAUAUGCCCACCUCUAUGGAAAAACAAGUACAACUAGGCUUAUAUAACCAGAUUAUUUGUCCAAAUUAUUGUGGUGUUUCAAGACUUCAUUCAAGGUAGAUUUCUUCGACAUAAACAUACAUUACAAGAACAAUGGCAGAGGCGAGAAUGCUUCAAAACACUUCUCUCCAGGGUGAGACUUGGCUCUUCUUCAUUAUAUUAAGGCUGCUCACUACAACGUAGUGUAUAAUGUUGAGCUUUUUAUCCCUUCCUUUUUUUGAUUUAGACAUUGUUUGGCUUGAAAUGUUUUAAAUCCACCUCAAAUGAAUAAACUAUGUUUGUUUGUCUGUUC
Corylus avellana is the source of this 2741-nucleotide messenger RNA. Its product is annotated as Major facilitator superfamily protein. Gene Ontology annotation, cellular component: membrane. The record is from RefSeq and is a predicted model, not a curated record. NCBI's taxonomy places the organism in Eukaryota, Viridiplantae, Streptophyta, Magnoliopsida, Fagales, Betulaceae.